Molecule: messenger RNA, 733 nt
Organism: Eptesicus fuscus (big brown bat)
Lineage: Eukaryota; Metazoa; Chordata; Mammalia; Chiroptera; Vespertilionidae
Gene: RPL10A
Product: ribosomal protein L10a
Exons: 6
Coding region: 49-702 (217 amino acids)
Biological process (GO): translation
Cellular component (GO): large ribosomal subunit
Molecular function (GO): structural constituent of ribosome; RNA binding
Source: RefSeq, a predicted model, not a curated record
GCGCGAACUGAGUUAGUCUCUUUUCCGGUUUUUGCGGCGCGAGGAGCCAUGAGCAGCAAAGUCUCCCGCGACACCCUUUACGAGGCGGUGCGGGAGGUCCUGCACGGGAACCAGCGCAAGCGCCGGAAGUUUUUGGAGACGGUGGAGCUGCAGAUCAGCCUGAAGAACUAUGACCCUCAGAAGGACAAACGCUUCUCGGGCACCGUCAGGCUGAAGUCCACGCCCCGCCCCAAGUUCUCCGUGUGUGUGCUGGGGGACCAGCAGCACUGUGAUGAGGCCAAGGCCGUGGACAUCCCGCACAUGGACAUCGAGGCGCUGAAGAAACUCAACAAGAAUAAGAAACUGGUCAAGAAGCUGGCCAAGAAGUACGAUGCCUUUUUGGCUUCAGAGUCUCUGAUCAAGCAGAUCCCACGAAUCCUGGGCCCAGGCCUGAAUAAGGCUGGCAAGUUCCCUUCCUUGUUGACCCACAAUGAGAACAUGGUGGCCAAAGUCGAUGAGGUGAAAUCCACAAUCAAGUUCCAGAUGAAGAAGGUGCUGUGUCUGGCAGUGGCUGUUGGCCAUGUGAAGAUGACAGAUGAUGAGCUUGUGUACAACAUCCACUUAGCUGUCAAUUUCCUGGUGUCAUUGCUCAAAAAGAACUGGCAGAAUGUCCGGGCUUUGUACAUCAAGAGCACCAUGGGCAAGCCCCAGCGCCUGUACUAGGCCCAGCUAAUAAACCAUACUGCCACUGUGA